GUUCGUGUCGCCUCCUGGCUAUCCGCUCGCCUCUUAUCCUUCUGAGAUUUAUACUCUUGCCUGUUCAUUAAUGUUCCGUUGAAGCGAUUUGAAAAUGAAUGAAGCCCUUAUUAGUCCAUUCAUUAUCAAUCACCCGACGGCUGUACAGACAUCGCUGUACUCUUAUCGGGCCCAAUUAUCGCGUUUCGACCCUUCUGGCCGCUUUGUCGGAGUAGGAACCUUCGAUGGAACUGCAUACAUCUAUGACAUGGACACGAAAGCAGCUGUGAGGACGUUGGACGGGCAUGUAAAAAAUAUCACAAGUUUGGACUGGUCUCGCCAUUCGCGUUAUGUGCUAACGUCCUCCAAGGAUUGGAAUGUCAUCGUUUGGGACCUUUCGUUGACCUGUGAUCCCCCCCAACGAUUCGCAACAAUACGCUUGGAUGCACCUGUUUCGUCUGCGUCUUUCCACCCCCGGAAUAGCCAGAUUGUCCUUGCAUUAACGAGCACCGGAGAGGUGUACUUGCAGGACUUGCGACCGAGUUACCGCGAACGUUUUGAACUCUGCGAGCCCCAAGAAGAAGGGGAAGAUGAAGAACACAGUCGAAGGGCUGCUAUGACUGUUGCAAGGUUCGACCCCAGUGGCAAGCAUAUUUUUAUCGGAACUUCCUCCGGUCAUAUCCUCGUUUUUAACACUAGAACACGAGUGAUGGUAGGGAGACAUAAGGUGUCUGGAGCCGGUGGGAUGAAAGGGUUUGAAUUUGCAAAGUCCGGACGACGGCUACUUACGAACUCUUCCGAUCGAACAUUGCGACAGUUCAACUUGCCAACCUAUCCCCGCCCUGGAGAAGGGAUUUUGGAAACAGAGCUUGAGCCGACGCACCGGUUCAAUGAUCCAAUAACCAAAACAGCCUGGAACGCGAUGUCAUAUAGUCCAGAUGGUGAAUGGUUGGCAGGAGGUUCCGCUGACCCUGCAUCACACAAGAUAUACAUAUGGGAUAUCUCAAAUGAUGGCCAGUUCACAACUGCAUUGGAUGGGGGUCGGGACUCUCUUCUCCAUCUUCAUUGGCAUCCGUCGAAGUCUUCGAUAGUCUCAACUGCCCUACAUGGAAACAUUUUUAUCUGGCAUAGCCCUAAUCCCGAGCGAUGGGGUGCUUUUGCCGGGGGGUUCGAGGAGGUCGAUGAGAAUGUCGAAUAUGAGGAGAAGGAGGACGAGUUCGAUGUCGUAAGGCCCUUUGGACUAUUAUCCACACGAGUAUAUCUUCUAAAUGCUUCUGCAGGAGGAUGAAGAAGAGAUUUUGAAGAGGAAGAUGAAAGCUGAAGAGGAAGAUGUUGACGUUGAUUCGCUAGAAGAUGAUGCGCAUCAGAACGUUCAGUUGAUCUCACAAAAUGACGAAGAUGACCACUGGGCGGACCAGGAACCUGAUGAAGAUGCCACCAGUUGGAAGAUGAAAAUUGUUAUUAUGGAGGGUGGCGACACACUCCCAUGAACCAUGUCAAUCAAGCUGUUCAUCUAUAACCUAUAUUUAUAGUUAUAUAGACCGUUACUCUAUUGUCCUGUAAUAAACGCACACUAGUUUGUAGAGGUUGAGAAAGUUUCGCCCGAC
Marasmius oreades (fairy-ring Marasmius) is the source of this 1586-nucleotide messenger RNA. RefSeq lists its product as uncharacterized. Gene Ontology annotation, molecular function: protein binding. The record is from RefSeq and is a predicted model, not a curated record. The transcript is spliced from 9 exons. The coding region runs from base 95 to 1267 and encodes 390 amino acids. Gene Ontology annotation, cellular component: Set1C/COMPASS complex. Lineage: Eukaryota; Fungi; Basidiomycota; Agaricomycetes; Agaricales; Marasmiaceae.